AUGUUGAGGAGUGGGAAAGAGUUAUCUAAAAUUGAAAAGAAGCUGAAACAAGAAAUUGAUGAGAAAGAUGAUGGGGUGGUAGAAAAUGAGAAAAUUCAAACACCGAUGCUUAAGGAAUACAAACCACCAAUUCCAUAUCCGAGAAAGUUGAAGAAAGACCAUAUGACGAACAAUUUGGAAAUUGUUCAUAGGGACACAUUGGAACUAUUUUGUGUUCAAUGUGAGAAGGUUGAUGGAGAUAAUUCUGGGAUAAUUGAAAUGAGAAUUAAGUUGGAUGCUAAAGAGUUUGAGACCAGUGAGGUGAGUCCUAUGCAAGUUAUUCCUAAGAAAGGAGGCAUGAUUAUUGUUGCUAAUGAGAAAAACGAGUUGAUCCCAACAAGAACAGUCAUUGGGUGGAGAGUCUGUAUUGACUACAGGAAGCUGAACAAUGCUGCAGGAAAAUACAAUUUUCCUCUACCAUUCAUGGAUCAAAUGUUGGAGAGGUUGUCUGGUCACAUGUACUACUACUUUCUAGAUGGACUUUCUGGUUACUUUCAAACCCCAAUAGCUCUUGAGGAUCAAGAAAAGACGACAUUUACAUGUCCAUAUGGUACAUUUGCUUAUCGACAAAUGCCUUUUGGAUUAUGUAAUGCCCCUGCUACUUUUCAGCGUUGCAUGUUAGUCAUCUUUGAUGAAUUUUUGGAAUACAAUUUGAGAUGCCAGAGGACAAGUAAUAUUUCCAAACGUGAUGAAAUGCCUAAAACUUAUAUACUUUCUUGUGAAAUUUUUGACAUUUGGGGUAUUGAUUUCAUGGGACCAUUUCCUAGUUCUUAUGGUGAAAAGAGAAUGCUGCAGCUGAAUGAGCUAGAUGAAUGGCGAGCAAAUGUUUAUAAAAGCUCAAGAGUGUACAAAGAAUUAACAAAGCGACACGAUGAUGCUUAUUUAAAGCAACUUAAGCAAUUCACAGUUGGAGAUUGA
This is a messenger RNA of Gossypium raimondii (Peruvian cotton), 957 nucleotides long. RefSeq lists its product as uncharacterized. Lineage: Eukaryota; Viridiplantae; Streptophyta; Magnoliopsida; Malvales; Malvaceae. Bases 1 to 957 code for a protein of 318 amino acids. The transcript has 5 exons. The record is from RefSeq and is a predicted model, not a curated record.